CCAAUAUAACGGAACGAAGAAGAAGUUCAUGACGCCAUCACGUUAUAUAACUUCCUGUGUACGCAAGGUCUAUGCGCACAAGCAGCGACAUUUCUUUGACUUCAAAACCCUCAAAGGUUUAGACAAGUGAUGGCUGCAACGUUGCGAUUGCUUUACUCCGCGCCAAAACCAGGCAGUUUCGUGACGACCUUGAAUGUAGCGAGGUCGUUCACUGUGUCCGCUCGACGGGACGGAUUCAAGUAUGUGAACGCUCAGGAGAUCCCUACAGACAUGAAGUCCAUCACAGACCGGGCUGCACAGACACUGCUGUGGACAGAACUCUUCAGAGGUCUGAGCAUGACGAUGAGCUACCUGUUCAGAGAGCCAGCGACCAUCAAUUACCCAUUUGAGAAGGGACCCCUCUCCCCACGCUUCAGAGGAGAGCACGCUCUCCGCAGGUACCCCUCAGGAGAGGAGCGCUGCAUUGCCUGUAAGCUGUGUGAAGCGAUCUGCCCUGCCCAGGCCAUCACCAUUGAGGCGGAGACUCGUGCUGACGGCAGCAGGAGGACAACUCGCUACGACAUUGACAUGACAAAAUGUAUCUACUGUGGUUUCUGUCAGGAGGCCUGUCCUGUGGAUGCCAUUGUUGAGGGUCCUAACUUUGAGUUCUCCACUGAAACCCACGAAGAGCUGCUCUACAACAAGGAGAAGCUCCUCAACAACGGAGACAAGUGGGAAGCAGAGAUAGCCGCCAACAUACAGGCUGAUUACCUCUACCGAUAGACACCCCGCAGACAAACCCAGUGUACAGUUAGCACACACCAUCUAACAUGUCAGUUAUGUACACACUGUAAGAGAACAAACUCAGCUGGGAUGGUUAUUGGAACGAAAACACAACACAUUACUUCUGCUGUCGGUUUCACCCCCUUCUGAAAUUCUGUAUAUAAUUGUGUGGGUUAUAUAUUUAUUGUAAAUUGGCAAAUACUACCCUGACUCUCUGUGUGUUGAGUGUGCAGCUGUCAGUGUGUGACCAUCCUGUGAGGACCAUAUUGUUGUGUCUGGAUACUGAAUUAACAACAUGCAGACUGAGUCAGGCUGUCAUACAGCGACCCUAUUUUAUGGACUUCUUGCUGUUUCCACACAGACGUAAAUAAUAAAACUCUGGGAAGAACGCUUA
Molecule: messenger RNA, 1156 nt
Organism: Mugil cephalus (flathead mullet)
Lineage: Eukaryota; Metazoa; Chordata; Actinopteri; Mugiliformes; Mugilidae
Gene: ndufs8a
Product: NADH:ubiquinone oxidoreductase core subunit S8a
Exons: 8
Coding region: 130-762 (210 amino acids)
Biological process (GO): mitochondrial electron transport, NADH to ubiquinone; mitochondrial respiratory chain complex I assembly
Cellular component (GO): membrane
Molecular function (GO): NADH dehydrogenase activity; 4 iron, 4 sulfur cluster binding
Source: RefSeq, a predicted model, not a curated record